Messenger RNA from Cephus cinctus (wheat stem sawfly), 929 nucleotides. RefSeq lists its product as uncharacterized. The transcript is spliced from 2 exons. The coding region runs from base 153 to 473 and encodes 106 amino acids. The record is from RefSeq and is a predicted model, not a curated record. NCBI's taxonomy places the organism in Eukaryota, Metazoa, Arthropoda, Insecta, Hymenoptera, Cephidae.
AUGCGGUAUAAUAUGCAGCAUACAGAAGAGGCCUUCUCCAAGUGAAUCACGUUCGCCGAAAUCAUUUCGUAAUGCACAAGACAUUCUGUAAGCAAGUCCAGCGUAGAAGUACAGUGCCGAGGGGGUGGGAGCUCACAGAUCUAUAUUAAAUCAUGGGGACGCUUAUGAAAGUCAGUUCUACGACGAACGUCGCCUGGUAUAUUCGACAUUCUCCUUCACCCACUCUGACCUCUUCUCCUCGAGUACAUUCCUGGUGCACAUUUAAAACGGGAAUGAAGCUGAGCAUUCUGACAGUUACGCUGUACCUGAUACUGUCUCUUACGGUCGGUGCCCUGGCCAAGGCAAUCCCAGUUGGCAAUCCAGAAGCUGCUAUCGAGAGCAUGAGGCAGAUACCGCAAUGGCAUUGUCUUAGAUAUAGGAAAUUCGAUCUAGUUCGACGCUGUCGGAAUUAUAGAAUCGGAAGGAAGCACUAACAUUCAUGAAAGAACAGGAAGCUGAUUUGGUUGAAAUGGGAGUAAUGACGAAGAGGCGAAAAAAAGCACUGAAACAUUGAAAAAGUACUGAUGACCUAAUAAUGACAUUAUUUCUUAAGGGAUAACUUUAACCAUCUCGCCAAUUAUCCUGGUGCUAAUUAGCAUCGUUAUUUAGCAUUAAUCAUGAAAGAUGCAGAAAAUGGAGAUUAUUUAUGUUAUUGUUUAUAUACUUAAAUAUUUUUCUCCUAAUUAUAGACUCUAAUCAUUGAUGUUAACGUUAAUUAAUGAAGACUACUCUAUACGCGAUUUCUAACGUACCUAUUACUUAAUGAAGUAUACCAAAGAUAUCUUUAGGUUUAAUGUCGUAAGAAUUAAGUUUAACGAUAUUCCUUGUAUGACGAUGAUUGUUAUUAGAUAAUAACUGUAUUGCCCAAUGGGAUGAACUGAUCACACUGA